Penaeus monodon (black tiger shrimp) is the source of this 2798-nucleotide messenger RNA. RefSeq names its product R3H domain-containing protein 4-like. NCBI's taxonomy places the organism in Eukaryota, Metazoa, Arthropoda, Malacostraca, Decapoda, Penaeidae. Gene Ontology annotation, molecular function: nucleic acid binding. The record is from RefSeq and is a predicted model, not a curated record. The transcript is spliced from 7 exons. The coding region runs from base 16 to 1110 and encodes 364 amino acids.
GUGUGUCCACCAUGAAUGCAUGAACCCCGCCUCACUUCAAACCAAAGACUAUGCUUCAAACGGAGCGCCAGCUGUGCCCUUGACGCGACACCUUGCCAUCGCUCGCCAACCUCCGCCAUUGGAUUCUCGGGAGUCAGUCGCCUAAAUAUACUUCCUCCGCUGAACCACUUGAGAGCGUUUGUUUCCGAGGACAACAUGGGUGUGAUUAGGAAGCUUCAGUCAAGGGCUAAAGUGAUCAGCUUUAGCGAGGAAUCCGUUAAUUCAUUGGGAAUUAGCCAGCCACCUACCCCUCCUUCAGAGCCAGAAACAACAGAUGUUCCACCUCCAGCCUUUGUUCCUCAGCGCCGUGAUCCUCGGCUGCUUAUUCAGCGGCUAGAGCAGCACCACCAUCACCAGCGAAGACGCACGGGCGCAAGGAAGACUCGAAGGGCUGACAAUGCUCAAGCUUUGCAAACCCUGGUUGAAGAUGACCAGGAAGGUGUCAGUGAUGAUAUGGACGUUGCACCCAGCUCUGAAGGCAUAUUCACCAAGCUCUUCAAUGAUUGUGACAAGAUGAGGAUAUGGCAGUACUUCAUUUCUCUGAGUGAGGACAGGCAAGAACACUAUUUGAACACCAUUUGUAAAAGGAGAGAAAAUACAAGAAGCAGUGGCAUCGGUGGAGUUUCCUUUACUCAGCGCGUUAAAAACAUUGAGAAAGGGAAGAUGGAAGAGCCACUUGAGGAAGACGGAUUCACCGUGGUUCCGCCAAUGAGUGACUGUCGAAACAUGCACCCAGCUUAUACCACCGAGCAACGUUUUUGGGAAGUGAAGCCUCAGUUGCGCAAAAUGCUGAAAGGAAGGCAGUUCCCUGUGGGUAUCUUGAAGGACCUAGAAGAUGAAAUUGUUGAGUUGUUCACUGCAGAUCCAACAACAGUGUACAUAACUCAGGAACUUAAUAGUUUCCAGCGCCUCUUAGUCCAUGCCCUCUGCGAGUACAACCUCUUAAGUUCAAAAAGUUCAACAAUGACAAAUGUUCGGCGAACAAAGGUGGAAAAUAAAGCUGAUUGUUUCCACACCCCUGAAGUGUCACUCAAUCAAUAUAUUGAAACUUACUAUAGGAGCAAAUACUAACUUCACAAAAAUGAAAAGCAGAAAAAUAUCAUCAGUUCUGAGGAUAAUCCUUUCCAUAUUUAGAUUGAACCAUGCAUCAAAUGACAGAAAGAAUGAUUGGGAAAGGAGGAGAUUUGUUCAGAAUAUUUCACAAAAAGCACUUUUGUGGUUUUGAAAUCACUUUAGUUAGCCUAUAUAUAUUUUGAACCAUAGAUGUUCCUGCUUCACACAAAUCAUUUUCAGUGCCUCUCUUAUUUACCUCUUCAAAAAAGAAUCCAUAUUAAAAAUAACCGUGCUUAAUGUUUGCCCAUGUUCUCCUAUUUUAUUGUAUGUCUUGAAUUGUUUUUUGCAUAUUCAUAGUGGUUGAAUAUGAUACAGUUUCUGCUUUUCAGUAUAAAUUGGCUUAGAAGUUUACAAAAUGUAACUGAUUGUCCAGAUUUAUGUCUGAAUGUAUUCUAAUUGGAAUUACUCUGAUAGGUUUACAUAUAUUUGUAUGUAUGUAUGUCUCCUGCUUUAAGGAGGAAUUCUGUUAUUACCACCUAAUUUUGUUGUAUAAACUGUUGACUAACGGCUUUCACCAUGUGUGUUAAAUUAUCAACUUGUAGUAUUUCAAAAUGUAUUAGCAAGAUUAUAAUUAACCCCUUUGAUCUGGAUAACAUGACCAUCACAUUAUGAAAAAAUUUGGCUUGAGGGGCAGGUGCCGUGAACAUGCCAUCAUGGGUGAUGCGAAUGUGCCAUUGUGAGCAUUUCGGCUGUAAGACAGGGUGACAGAAAAUAUUUGCCACAAGUGCCCAAACCUCCUGGAGGGUACAUAGACUCAUACACCAUUUAGAAAGGAGCUUUUGUAUUAUUCCCAUCCAUAAAAGAGUGUGGAAUGUAGUGCCUGUGAGCCCUGACUGGAAGAGCGCUGACUGCAGGGAGGGCAUAACAUCCAUGCUCAACAUCCUAUUCCUGGCCAAUGUGACCGGCAGCGAAGGUUGUAUUACAGAAAAUUGAAUGUUACAAAAAAUUUAAAAAAAGAACAAAUAAGGAAAUCACAUGGUCGGUAUUCUGGGCCAUGUGGUUGCAAUGAAGCACCUAGAUCCAAGGGGUUAAUAUGGCUAAAAAUGUUCUGCAGGGGCCUUUAGCCACAUCCCACCAAGGAAGAUGCAUAAAAAAUGGGGAAGGCAUGCCCUGUCCACAAUGAUUACAGCACAUUCAUUUUGUUUACACUUAGAUGGCUUCAGAAGUGCCUUGUCACCAAAAAGUCAGUUAUUAGGCCAGAAUUAAAAAUAAUAAUAAUAAAAAUAGUAAUAAUUACUAGCAGUGUUAAUGUUUUCAUAAUAAUAAUCAUUGUUAUAUUGAUAAUGAUAACAUUAGAAAUAAAACUCAAAUUCAAAGAAGAGGUUGAACAUGUGAAGCCAAGUAGUUCUAGUAAAGUGCUUUUGAAGUCAUCUUGUGUAAACAUAAUUGACAAAUCAAAAUUUCCAUAGACAGUGUAUGUUCCCAAAGCAAUGGGGUUAAAACCCUAUGAUAUUGGUAUUUUUCAGUUUAAUCAUUUGGUGUAUAUAUAAGAACACAACUGAAAGCAAUUACACAGGACAACUUAAGUAGAAUGAAUUUAGGAAGCAUUAUAUUUGUUACUGCUUAUUAGGGUACAAACAUGACUCUAGAUACAUUUUGUGAAAACACAAAACUGAGAUAUCGUACAUAAUAUACCUUUAAGCAUA